Molecule: messenger RNA, 1734 nt
Organism: Coprinopsis cinerea okayama7#130
Lineage: Eukaryota; Fungi; Basidiomycota; Agaricomycetes; Agaricales; Psathyrellaceae
Exons: 10
Coding region: 1-1734 (577 amino acids)
Molecular function (GO): flavin adenine dinucleotide binding; NADP binding; N,N-dimethylaniline monooxygenase activity
Source: RefSeq, a predicted model, not a curated record
AUGAAGGGUUUAUUUGUCUAUCUUGCUGUCUUGGUUAGCUCUGGAGUUUGUACGCAGCAGGAACCUCUUCAAUGGGGUUCUUCCAGCAGCCCCCGACCUCAAGAGUCGUACGAGUUCAAGUGGCCUAUCAAGAAGGUCGCCGUCAUUGGGACUGGCGUCGGAGGCCUCCAAGCUUACCGGGAACUCACCCAACACGGCUUCGCAGUUGACAUUUACGAGCGCGACAACGUGCCUGGCGGGAACUGGCACUACACGGACGAAACGCCUUUGGAUGCUCCCAUCCCUAAUGCGCCUAUUGCUGUGGGGGAUUAUGAACCUUCCCUGCCGCCCGCGGGUGUGGUGUACCCGUAUACGGAGGAGUAUACGGAUGAAGAGUAUGUGAGGGAGGUGAGGAGGGCGCAUCGUGCGCCGAAGCCGAUCUGGGAGUCGCUAAGGUCGAAUGCGCCUGCUCCCAUUCAGCAGAUUCGGGAGACGCCUUGGCCGAAAGGAACCGAGUGGGAGCUCCCUCAUGCCAAAUUGGCGCGAUACAUUCGAGCGUUCGCUUCGUGGCAUGGCGUCAACACCAACGAUGGCAAUCCUCACGCUUUCUACAAUACCCGUGUUGAACGUGUUGAGAAGAGGUACAAUGCGGACGGGUCUGAGGCUGGAUGGUCGCUCGUUGCGAAGGAGCUCGUGAAGGAUGCGAACAAGACGCGAGCUACUUGGUACAAGAGGAAUUAUGAUGCUGUGGUGGUGGCCACUGGACGAUACAAUGCGCCCAACGUACCGGCUAUCAGUGGACUCGAAGAGUGGAACAAGAAGUUCCCUGGUCACCUUUUACACUCGCGGCAGUAUCGUCACCCUCAACCGUUCAAGGGCAAGACUGUGUUGGUGAUCGGCGCAGCGACCAGCGGCGGAGAAAUUGCUCGAGAGGUUAUCACACAGGCCAAGCAGGUAUAUGUGUCCAUUCGGCCUGACAAAUUCCGAGGACCGCACUUUGCACUCACCGACCACCUCAGGCGUCUCCCGGCCAAUAUCACGCUUAUUGGCGAGAUAAAGAGCUUCAACGAUCCCUCAGGCUCAAUACAAGCCAGCGAGAUUCAGCUCGUCAACGGCACUGUCAUCACUGGUGUAGACAAUGUUAUCUUCGGAACCGGGUAUCGAUACACCUAUCCCUUCCUCUCUGACUACAUCAAUCCCAGCCUGGGGCCCAAAGACGAGCUUCCUCGCGAAGAGGGUGUGAUCCAGCCCAUCAUCACUGAUGGUACUCACGUCCGAUCGCUCUACCUCGACGCUUUCUACAUCCCUGAUCCUACGCUUCUCUUCAUCAAUGCAAACUUUGGAAUGCAGUCCUUCACCUACGCCGAGUUUGUCUCUCUCGCCGCUGCGAAGGUGUGGUCUGGAAAAGCCGACCUACCGAAUACCGCCGCUUUGUGGGCAGCCUACGACGAAACUGUGAAAGACCGACUGGGCUAUGGACGACAUUUCCAGUUCUUGGGGACCGAGCGGACGAAGGCCUCUUUGAGGUUCUUUGUUUCGUGGUUGAAUGAGGCGGCUGUCAAGUAUGGCGGGAGGCAGAUCGACCAGUUGCCCAAGGAGAACGAUGAGAUUAGCAGGAUUUGGGCUGGUGCGCGGUGGGGCAACCCAAAUCGUGGUUCCAGUCAUCCGAAUAAUCUUCUCCCUGAAGAUGACGGUGUAGCGAUUGAUGGCUCUGAGCCGUGGGUUCAGGACUCUGUCUACAGCGAUUGGUGGUAG